Molecule: messenger RNA, 126 nt
Organism: Dentiscutata heterogama
Lineage: Eukaryota; Fungi; Glomeromycota; Glomeromycetes; Diversisporales; Gigasporaceae
Source: the annotation of a GenBank genome assembly
ACCUAAUUACCCAGAUGAUGAGUCAAAGACAAGUACCAAUCUGGAAAUCCUAAACCCUAUCCCAGAUACUGAAACCAAGACCCAAGCCAAAGUACAAGUGAAUUACAAACCAAGACAGACUAUGGA